Molecule: messenger RNA, 1600 nt
Organism: Colletotrichum godetiae
Lineage: Eukaryota; Fungi; Ascomycota; Sordariomycetes; Glomerellales; Glomerellaceae
Exons: 2
Coding region: 224-1483 (419 amino acids)
Source: RefSeq, a predicted model, not a curated record
CAGCCAUGGAUUACCGAAAUGUCACUAUCCCGCAAAAAGAUAUGGGCGAGGUUUUGGCCAGCUUUGACAAGAGCAUCCAAGACCAUGUCCAGCAACUCACUAUCCUGUAUCCGCUGAGCGUACACACCCUUGAGCUUCCCGCCUCAGAUGAUGGUGCUUUGGGCUUCACUUUCCUAGGUGUCGUUGAGAGCGCUGCCGAGCAUCUGCGUGACAAGAUCGCCGCAUGGACAUCCUGGCUCCUUCUGCUGCCGCCAGCGAAUCGAAACAGAAAGACAUGCAACCAUACACUCUGCUCGACCUACAAUCUCGAACAAAACCUGACGAGGAGGAGGCACCCAUCCUAUCUUCGAACGCCAUGCACAAUCUUCUGCCAAGCGAAGACAGUGAAGCGACUUUGGUCUUUCCCCUUGAACCUCACAACCAAAGGCAUCCCAAUCUAUCCAACUGGUGUUUCCCAACUAUGCACAACCAGAGUCCGCCUAGCCCGGGUCAGCUAGAUAUCUCACCAUCAUAUGGCUCAUUCGAUCUCAACACGAUGUCACACGCUGCUCCUGUCCACGGUCUUCAGUCUAGCAGCGAAACAAUAGCAGACGUUGCGGCUAGUUCGAGCGAUGAUCGAGGCGUCCACCUUGGCACUGAAGCCACCUUCGAGCCUUGUAUCGAAUACAGCCCUGGUGAUGUUGGGUUAUUUGUCGAGUCUAGCAACCAGGCAAGUCCCAUAUCAAAUCUCCAAUCAUUGGCCGACUCCGCAAUCGAAGGGAGAGCAAACAGCCAUCCUGGGCACGGUCUCUUAGCGGCCAUCGAUCCCAGCCGUGGCCACGACAGUGAACUCAGAGCCAAAAGCGACACCGAGUCUCACGCCUUUGAUAUCAAGAUUCAGCCUGGCAUCAGUGUCGAAUUUGAUACCGACGCUGAGUCUUCUAACGAUAUGUUGGCUGCCCCUGGGACAGAGACUAGUCACAAAGAGGAUACCGAGACGCGCCAUGAUGGGAAACAUCGCCGUCAUUUAGAUUCAGUUGACAAAUUGAUCGACAUAGCGGUUGAGCACAUCGACGCUAGGAACCUGUUUUGUCAGAACCCAGCACAGUUCAGACAGAAGCUCGGUCAAUUCCGCCCGAGAACGUUCGUUGACGACACCGCCCUACUGCAGCUUCUUCGUAUGAUCUCUGAGGAUACCAAACUCCGAGUCGUCGACCCUCUGCACCUGAGACUCGGCGAGCCUUUUCCUUCUUCUUUGCUCCAAGAAAUCUCUGUGGACCUCGAUGGACUCGUGGUGCCCAUCAACGUCAAUGCAUCAGACCAAAUGUCAGAUGCGAACAUGGAUCACUGGGUUCUCGCAGUCGCUAAUUGGAGCACACGGACAUUCGAUGCUUUUGGGAUGCAAAGGGACUCAUUCCACUAUUGGUGCUCAAGGAUAGAGUCACUUGCGUCGGAAAUUUCUGGGGAGCCUGUCAAGUUUCGCAAGAAGUCCCAUGAGGUAUGACAGAACACCCUCCCCUUACUAUAUCGUCGCUAAGCUGUGUUUAGCUUGGGCCUUACGUCGAUGACUCCUGUUGUGCUUUCCUCUGUUCUUAUGCAUUGGACCGCUAUGUCAGUGCAA